This is a messenger RNA of Zymoseptoria tritici IPO323, 1129 nucleotides long. RefSeq lists its product as uncharacterized. Lineage: Eukaryota; Fungi; Ascomycota; Dothideomycetes; Mycosphaerellales; Mycosphaerellaceae. Gene Ontology annotation, molecular function: fructose-2,6-bisphosphate 2-phosphatase activity. Gene Ontology annotation, biological process: positive regulation of DNA repair; negative regulation of glycolytic process; fructose 2,6-bisphosphate metabolic process. Gene Ontology annotation, cellular component: cytosol. The transcript is spliced from 2 exons. The record is from RefSeq and is a predicted model, not a curated record. The coding region runs from base 6 to 995 and encodes 329 amino acids.
UGUUCAUGGAGCUGUACCUGAUCCGCCAUGGUGAGACUGUCGACAAUGUCGGGGGCCUCUACGCGGGUGUCCGUGACUCUGCUCUUACUAUUCAUGGCGUGGAACAAGCUCGCCAUCUCGGUCAGCACCUCGCCGGCCGAGGCGUGAUCUUCGACCGCAUCUUCGCUUCAACUCUGUCUCGAGCCUUCAAGACCGCCAAAGCGAUACAGACUGCUCAGCCAGACCCAGCCGCCGGCAGCGACGAGUCAGCCAUUGUUCGAAGUGUCGAGGUCAUUCAGGUCUCACAGCUCAUCGAGCAAAACUUCGGAUUUGCGGAGGGCAUGUCCUUUCAGACUCGUACGGAUGCAAACAAGACGGGAAGAGAGGCGUAUCGCGACCGGCACAAGGAUGAUCCGGGCUUCGUUGACGUCGAGUCGAAAGAGUCGAUUGACAAACGGGCGGACAUCUUUUUGAACGAGCAUCUCUUGCCAUUGUUCGAGCUGCCCUCCAAGACCAGACCUCGCGCUGUGGCAGUCGUCUCGCAUGGCAUACUCCUGUCUCAUCUGUGGCGACGCUUGCUGCUGCGUCUUCCGCCGAAAAGCGUGACAGUCGCGCCGGAGGUGACCGCCCUCAGAGGAACUCUAGUACUGCAGCAUCUUGGUGGCUGGAGCAACACUGGCUAUUUACAGCUCGCGAUGACCAAGGACGAGCAACAUAUCGUUCCAAUCAAGCUCGAUGCGUCGUCACCAAGGCCACCAGUACCAGCUGACACAAUCGAAGCAGUGACAGACGAACCACUUCGAACCGAGCAAGGGAAGGACAACGCAGGACCUGGAGAUGCCGUACGAGAGCGACCUUCGCGCAUGAUAUUCGGCUGGUCGACGACCAUCGUCGCCGUCGACAGAAAAGACCAUCUUGUUGGGCUCAAGAGACAAAGAGGAGGAAUCGGUCGGUCUGCACACGAUGAGAGCCAGAAAAAGCUGACGGGCUUCUUCAAGAAACAGCGGACUUCCUGAGAGCUGGAAUCUCAAGGAAGUCGGAGAAUUGGACGGACAUGAUAUUUUGGUCGGCACACAUUGUCGCACGACUCCCAGGUACCAGCCCACACCGAGAGCUAGAUCACAGCAUAGCUUGUAUGAUAUACCACGAA